AUGGCCUCCCCAAACCAAUCGCAAACCGCUGCCCCAUCAACCCAACCCCUCACACCCCCAGCCGAGCCCUCCAACACCAACACCACCACCACCAACAACGCCUCGUCCCAACAACAGCAGCCCGCAACCGGAUCCUCCACCACCAGCGCACCAGUCGCACAACCCACACAAGUCCCCUCCACCUCUCUAAAAGACAGCGGCAAGUCCCGUCGCCCCCGAGAUGUCCGUCUCAUCCACAUGCUUCUCGCCUCGCUAGGCGUCACCUCAUACCAAGAACGGGUGCCCCUGCAGCUCCUCGACUUCGCCUACCGCUACACCUCCGGCGUCCUGCAGGACGCGUCCAUCUCGCGACGGAGGGCUAUGCUGGCGCCCUUGCCGGCGUUGCGGCUGAGUAUUGCGUCGCGCUUGCAUUAUCAGUUCCAGACUGGGUUGCCCAAGGAGUUCCUGAUGGAUGUGGCGGCGGAGAGGAAUCGCGUGGCCCUGCCGGGUGCUACGAGGGGGUUGCCGCCGGAGAGGUUCUGUUUGACGGGUGUUGGGUGGAACAUGAAGGAUGAGUGGGAGAGUGAAGGGGAGGAAGAAGUGGAGGAAGAGGAAGAGCCGAAGGAGAGUAAUCAUGCUGGUGCGGGUGGUGAGGAGGAGGAGGGAGAUGGAGGCGAGGAGGAUGAAGAUGGGAAGAUGGAGGAUAUCUUCGGCGAGGAUGCUGUUAUGGGGGAUGGAGAUGGAGAUGACGAUGGAGACAAAGACAUGACGGAUGUUUAA
Messenger RNA from Aspergillus nomiae NRRL 13137, 759 nucleotides. Its product is annotated as putative transcription initiation factor TFIID, 31kD subunit. The transcript has 3 exons. NCBI's taxonomy places the organism in Eukaryota, Fungi, Ascomycota, Eurotiomycetes, Eurotiales, Aspergillaceae. The record is from RefSeq and is a predicted model, not a curated record. Gene Ontology annotation, molecular function: transcription coactivator activity; RNA polymerase II general transcription initiation factor activity; protein heterodimerization activity. Gene Ontology annotation, cellular component: transcription factor TFIID complex; SAGA complex. Gene Ontology annotation, biological process: DNA-templated transcription initiation; RNA polymerase II preinitiation complex assembly. The coding region runs from base 1 to 759 and encodes 252 amino acids.